Zalophus californianus (California sea lion) is the source of this 7749-nucleotide messenger RNA. RefSeq names its product regulatory associated protein of MTOR complex 1 (gene RPTOR). Gene Ontology annotation, biological process: regulation of autophagy; TORC1 signaling; cellular response to starvation. Bases 2452 to 5904 code for a protein of 1150 amino acids. NCBI's taxonomy places the organism in Eukaryota, Metazoa, Chordata, Mammalia, Carnivora, Otariidae. Gene Ontology annotation, molecular function: protein-macromolecule adaptor activity; protein binding. Gene Ontology annotation, cellular component: TORC1 complex; cytoplasm. The record is from RefSeq and is a predicted model, not a curated record. The transcript has 32 exons.
UGAGGUUUGGCCUUGGAGCCGGAAGGCCGGGCACCACAGGCCGUGUUUGAGAGACUGCUGUGUCUUUGCUUAUUCCACUAAAACAGUCAUGGGUCCCCCAGGGGGCUCAGUGCUUCCUCUGCCACUCGCGUCCCUCAGACCAUGGAGCCGGGAUCCAGGCAUUGUAGUUUCAAAACCAAACCAAACAUGGUGUGGUGACAUUUAAUUUAGUGCUUCUCAUUUCAGAGCCCUUAAAAAUAUUAAUUAGUGCCCAUAAAACCCCAGGAGGCAUAUUAUUCAUAUCUGUAGCGCCUUUCAUGCUAGUCCGUAAUGGUCCUUUUAGUGCAGUAGGUGGGAAAGUGAGGCUAAAUCAUUUUUUUGCAGCCCCACCGGAGAAGACCUUGGUGGAGCCAAGGUCAGCAAUAAUGAAUCUCUAAUUUUAUGGAUGUCUCUGAGGAAUGUCAACCCCAUGGCCUUGCAUGUGGUUUGGGAGAACAGUACUCCCCUUUAGGACUAAUCUCAGGGGGAGGUGGACCGACCUUCCCUGGAGCUGGGACUUUGCAAACCCCAGUUCAUUCGCCGCAUGAAGGAGGGCAAGCUGAGAACAGCUGUGAGCGAGCGGCGAGAGUGAGGCGUGGGCGACAGUGGGAGGCACUUGUCACGUCCCCUGGAAAGGUGCCCAGCGGCCUGGGACCGUGAAGUGAGUGCAGGCCCCACAGGGUGGACGGCCUGCUGCUCCUGGGAGAUGGUGUGGCCUGUUCAUAUUUUAGGGUGCCUCGCCUCUGAGCAGCUCUUCACCACUGUAUGUUGGGGUGUCUGUACCUGAGGAGCAAGAAAGCCACUGUAGAAGGAUUCAUGAAGUUGGGAGGCUCCCUGGUAUCUGGGGUUUCGUUUGGGGCCUUUCUCUUUUAACUCACUUUCUGAUUUCACGGUGUGCUUUGUGCAGUGUGGUUUUGGAGGACGUGUGUCCAAGUCAUCUCGAUAAGAUGUUCCCUCUCUGCCCCAGAAAUGGAUUUUCAUUUAUCAGCCACCCUCAUCUCGUUUCACAGGGUUAACCAAAAUUCAGCUGUUUAGAGCAUUAGGACUCUGUGCCCUGGCUCCGUCUCACUCAGAGCACAGAUUCCUGGUUUAUCAGUGACAAGUCAGGAGUGCUGGCCUGUGUUGUUCUCUUCACUGUUUACCCUGUGGGAUUCCAGAGGAACAGGUAAGCGCCCGCCACCUAGACCCAGCGCUGUCUGUGGGCACACUUUGUGAUACUGCGCUGAGAUUCACUCGUGUCACUUUAGCAGCAGAUAGGAUUCAUCCUUUUCCUCGUCUCAUUACUGAGUGUUGUCAUCUGUCACUCAGAAGCUGCUUGCUGGUGGCUGAGCACGUCGUGAAGCCGUGGGAAGGGUGUGAAAAUGGAGCCAGUGCCGAGGGGCACACCUGAACUGUUAACCGGGUCUGCCUUCGUAGGACUCACAGUGUCAGUGGGACUGACAUGGCCACACGGGGACAGUGAAUGCUGUGUGUCAGCCAGAGAGAAAGAAAAGAUGGUCUGUCCUGAGGGUCUGGGGAGGAGCUGCGCACCAGAGCUGAGCCCCUGCUUCGACCCGGACCAUCUCCCUGCGGGUCAGCCCUUCAGAGCCCCCACGUGGGGGACCCGCAGCCUCUGUCAGUGUCAGAUGAACGCACGCUGCCUUGCUGGUGAAAAUGAACUUGACACCUCACAUACAUGUGCGCGUUCUCGUGAGCCUCUGGUGUGGCACCUUUAUUUUAUGAGCAGCGUUCUGGCCCAUUUGAAGGAGACUUGGGGAGGGAAGACCAUGUCCUCUAACCGCUUAUUGUUCAUGUGUAUUAAUGCUGUUGAUGUUCAUAACUUAAUUUUAGGUCCUGCUCAAUCCGUGAAUUCCUUCCAUUCAUCAGCGAGAGUCCAGGCAGGAGCCGGUGGGGGCUCAGCCGGGCCAGCAUGGCGAGGAACACAGGGCAGGCAGCCUCCUUCCUCUGUCUGGCACUUUCUGUCUGUGCUGCUGUUGCCGCGUUGGCCUGCAGCUUCCUGCAUUUAAGCAAAGUAUCUCUUCCACGUUCCAGGGGUUUUUUUUCCAGAAGGCUUCAGUGUUUCCAAGAAACCUUUGUCAUCACAGUGGUUGGACCUGUUGCUUACUGUGGCCGCGCGGCAGGCUUCACUCGCCCAUCUCACGCGGUUUUCCCGGAGCUCCCUCGGAAUACUGGUUGGACGGGUGAAGUUCCAGCCCCCUCUGAGGAGUCAUUAUCCCCGGUUUACAGGCCCGGUACAAGCAAAGCCUCGACCCUACGGUGGACGAAGUGAAGAAGCUGUGCACGUCCUUACGCCGGAACGCCAAGGAGGAGCGGGUCCUCUUCCACUACAACGGCCACGGGGUGCCCAGACCUACCGUGAACGGGGAGAUCUGGGUCUUCAACAAGAACUACACUCAGUACAUCCCUCUGUCCAUAUAUGACCUGCAGACGUGGAUGGGCAGCCCAUCGAUAUUCGUCUACGACUGCUCCAACGCUGGCUUGAUCGUCAAGUCCUUCAAACAGUUUGCCCUGCAGAGGGAGCAGGAACUGGAGGUCGCUGCCAUUAACCCAAACCACCCGCUCGCGCAGAUGCCCCUGCCCCCGUCCAUGAAGAACUGCAUUCAGCUGGCAGCCUGUGAGGCCAACGAGCUCCUGCCCAUGAUCCCCGACCUCCCGGCUGACCUGUUCACGUCAUGCCUCACCACCCCCAUCAAAAUUGCCCUGCGCUGGUUUUGCAUGCAGAAAUGUGUUAGUCUGGUGCCUGGGGUCACACUGGAUUUAAUAGAAAAGAUUCCCGGCCGGCUGAAUGACCGGAGGACCCCUCUGGGAGAACUGAAUUGGAUCUUCACGGCAAUCACAGACACCAUCGCGUGGAAUGUGCUCCCUCGGGAUCUCUUCCAAAAGCUCUUCAGACAGGACCUCUUGGUGGCUAGUCUGUUUCGAAAUUUUCUCCUGGCAGAAAGGAUCAUGAGGUCCUAUAACUGCACCCCCGUCAGCAGCCCACGCCUGCCCCCCACUUACAUGCACGCAAUGUGGCAAGCCUGGGAUCUUGCUGUCGACAUUUGCCUCUCUCAGCUGCCAACCAUCAUUGAGGAAGGCACCGCAUUUCGGCACAGCCCCUUCUUUGCUGAGCAGCUGACCGCAUUCCAGGUGUGGCUCACAAUGGGCGUGGAGAACAGGAACCCACCCGAGCAACUUCCCAUUGUUCUGCAGGUGCUGCUGAGCCAGGUGCACCGGCUGAGAGCCCUGGACUUGCUGGGACGAUUCCUGGACCUGGGCCCCUGGGCAGUGAGCCUGGCCUUGUCUGUGGGCAUCUUCCCCUACGUGCUGAAACUGCUCCAGAGCUCAGCCAGAGAGCUGCGGCCCCUUCUGGUGUUCAUCUGGGCCAAGAUCCUUGCCGUGGACAGUUCGUGCCAAGCUGACCUGGUGAAGGACAACGGUCACAAAUACUUCCUGUCGGUCUUGGCAGACCCUUACAUGCCAGCUGAACACCGGACCAUGACGGCCUUCAUCCUCGCCGUGAUUGUGAACAGCUACAACACCGGACAGGAAGCCUGCCUCCAGGGAAACUUGAUCGCCAUCUGCCUGGAGCAGCUCAAUGAUCCCCACCCGCUGCUGCGCCAGUGGGUGGCCAUCUGCCUGGGACGCAUCUGGCAGAACUUUGACUCGGCGAGGUGGUGUGGCGUGAGGGACAGUGCGCACGAGAAACUCUGCAGCCUCCUCUCUGACCCCAUCCCUGAGGUGCGCUGCGCGGCAGUCUUCGCCCUUGGCACGUUUGUGGGCAACUCUGCAGAGAGGACCGACCACUCGACCACCAUCGACCACAACGUGGCCAUGAUGCUGGCCCAGCUGAUCAACGAUGGGAGCCCCGUGGUCCGCAAGGAACUGGUGGUGGCUCUGAGUCAUCUCGUCGUUCAGUACGAAAGCAAUUUCUGCACGGUGGCCUUGCAGUUCAUGGAGGAGGAGAAGAACUACCCCCUGCCUUCUCCGGCGACCACAGAGGGUGGGAGUUUGACCCCAGUGCGGGACAGCCCGUGCACCCCCAGACUCCGCUCCGUGAGUUCCUAUGGAAACAUUCGUGCCGUCACCACCGCCAGAAGCUUGAACAAAUCCUUGCAGAAUCUGAGCUUGACAGAAGAAUCGGGCAGCGCGGUGGCCUUCUCCCCCGGCAACCUCAGCACGAGCAGCAGUGCGAGCAGCACCCUGGGCAGCCCCGAGAACGAGGAGUACAUCCUGUCCUUCGAGACCAUCGACAAGAUGCGCCGCGUCAGCUCCUACUCUGCCCUCAACUCCCUCAUCGGAGUUUCCUUUAACAGUGUUUACACUCAGAUUUGGAGAGUCUUACUGCAUCUGGCUGCAGACCCCUACCCAGAUGUAUCUGACUUGGCCAUGAAGGUGCUCAACAGCAUCGCCUACAAGGCCACAGUGAAUGCCCGGCCCCAGCGCAUCCUCACCACAUCCUCGCUCACCCAGUCGGCGCCUGCCAGCCCCACCAACAAGGGCAUCCACAUCCACCAGGCAGGGGGCUCCCCACCGACGUCCAGCACCAGCAGCUCCAGCCUGACCAACGACGUGGCCAAGCAGCCAGUCGGCCGAGACCUGCCCGCGGGCCGCCCUGGCGCCCCUGGCCCUGCAGGGGUGCAGUACACGCCUCACUCCCAGCAGUUCCCCCGCACGCGGAAGAUGUUCGACAAGGGCCCGGACCAGACCACCGAUGAUGCAGAUGACGCUGCUGGACACAGAAGUUUCGUCUCGGCCACGACACAGACCGGCUUCUGUGACUGGAGUGCCCGGUACUUCGCCCAGCCUGUCAUGAAGAUCCCGGAAGAACAUGACCUGGAGAGUCAGAUCCGCAAGGAACGGGAGUGGCGAUUUCUUCGCAACACGCGGGUCAGACAGCAGGCGCGACAGCUCAUCCAGAAGGGUAUCGCAAAACUGGAUGACCAGAUAUUUCUGAACAGGAAUCCCGGCGUCCCCUCCGUGGUCAAGUUCCACCCCUUUACACCAUGUGUGGCCGUGGCUGAUAAAGACAGCAUCUGUUUUUGGGACUGGGAGAAAGGGGAGAAGCUGGAUUACUUUCACAACGGAAACCCUCGGUACACCAGGGUCACCGCCAUGGAGUACCUGAAUGGCCAGGACUGCUCACUGCUGCUCACAGCCACAGAUGAUGGUGCCAUCAGAGUCUGGAAGAACUUCGCGGAUUUGGAAAAGAACCCAGAGAUGGUGACUGCUUGGCAGGGGCUCUCGGACAUGCUGCCAACAACCAGAGGAGCCGGGAUGGUGGUGGACUGGGAGCAGGAGACCGGCCUCCUCAUGAGCUCGGGGGACGUGCGGAUCGUCCGGAUCUGGGACACAGACCGUGAGAUGAAGGUGCAGGACAUCCCCACGGGCGCUGACAGCUGUGUGACAAGCCUUUCCUGUGACUCCCACCGCUCCCUCAUUGUGGCUGGCCUCGGCGACGGCUCCAUCCGCGUCUACGACCGGAGGAUGGCGCUCAGCGAAUGCCGCGUCAUGACCUACCGGGAGCACACAGCCUGGGUGGUGAAGGCCUACCUCCAGAAGCACCCUGAGGGCCACAUCAUGAGCGUGAGUGUCAACGGGGACGUACGCUUCUUUGACCCUCGGAUGCCGGAGUCUGUGAACGUCCUUCAGAUCGUGAAGGGGCUCACGGCCCUUGACAUCCACCCCCAGGCAAACCUGAUCGCCUGCGGCUCCAUGAACCAGUUCACGGCCGUCUACAGCGGGAAUGGGGAGCUCAUCAGCCACAUCAAGUACUAUGACGGGUUUAUGGGCCAGCGCGUCGGGGCCAUCAGCUGUCUGGCCUUCCACCCACACUGGCCUCACCUGGCCGUGGGCAGCAACGACUACUACAUCUCCGUGUACUCGGUGGAGAAGCGCGCCAGAUAGCGGGCGCCCCUCCCCGCCAGGCCUCCGUGUACAUAGUGGAUCCACCGCGACACCCUCAACACUGGUCCUGACCUGCUGCCGAGGGCUCCAGGAGGCCCCUCGCUGUCUGUCUGUCCGUCUGUGGCCGCUGUCACGCCCAGGAGCCCAGGGAAGGGGCCUCUGGUGGAGUCCUGCCGUGUGACAGCCCAAGGACAGUCGCAGACAUCCCAGCACCCUUCCCGUCCUGUUUUGCUUCUGAGAUUUUUAAAGGGGGAAACACACUCGUUCUAUUUCACGAGGGACCUGAGCAUUGGCUCCACAGAAGCUCUGAGACAGAUGCCAUCUCCCCAGGGCUCAGCCACCCUGGCGGACAGGGGAGCUCUAGGGCUCAACAUAGGUCUCUGGGCCACUGCCUGGCCAUGAGCCAGCCUGGGCUGCAUCCCCCUGGCUGCAAGCUAGCCCGGGCUGUUUUUUCUGCGCACGCGCUCCUGGGGGCAUUUCCAGGCUGGGGGCAGGGGGAGUUCAAGAGACAGAGCCGGCGCAUGUAGAAGGAGACAGCCCAAGCCCCCUCGCCAACCGCCAGUCCUUGUAGGGGCCUUCAUGGCCAGGGGGAGCGAGGACUGGCAGUGCCCCUCCACCACACAGCCCACCUUCCCGGCACAGGCCCCUCUCAUCACAGACCCGCUAGCAGGAGGGGCCUGUGGCUUUGGACAGGUGAGGCAGGUCCUUGGCCAUUCCGCCACCACCUUGGGCCACAGGGCCUGUUUCUCUCAAGUGCUGCUGUUCCCCAGGCAGGUGCAGUGACAGCCACGAGGCCUGUGGCCUCCCACAUGGGUGUACACGCAGUGCGGGGCCCGUGGUCUGCACACCCGAGCCCACACGCGAGCACACAGUUGUGCGGCCCCACGGCCUCCUGGCCUGCACAGGCAUCACACACGCACAGUGCAGGGGCGGCUGGAGCGCGGCGGGCGUCUGUGGGUCAGCAGUGGCCCAUUCUUCCCACCACCGGCUGGCUCAGCAGAAGUUUGCGUCUUGCAGCGAGUGAGGCACAAAAGUUUCUUGGUGAUUGCUUUGGCAUGGGUCAGGGCGUCUGCAUGUCGGCACACAGGUGUGCGUGUGUGUCUUCACGUGUACGUGCACGACCUCAGAGCCACGGGGACGGUUUAGCCCCAGAAAGGACAGCAGAGAAUGUGCUAAGCAAUUACAAACAGCGCUUGUAAAACAAAACCACAAUGAUGAUAUUCUGAAAAGCAUUUUUUCCAUUUUCCUUGGGAAUCAAGAUUAUUCAGAUAGGGGAGGAGUGAGCUGGCUUAACUAAUUCUGCCACUACGAGGCCAUAAUAGUGGGAAUGUGAGUCCCGUCGUGCUGCGGCGGGCGCUCUGCCUCCGCCAGGGCCGUGUCCCCGGGGACCGGGCAGCACCGGGCUCUGCGGCCGCGGGGACGCCCGUGCGCCCCGGGAGCCGGCUCCGGGACGGGGUCCGCACGGGCUCCCAGGUUGCCGGCACCUGGCACCUGUCCGCGCCCGGCAGCUGGCCCACCGGAUGGGUCGGGAGCGGCGGACUCCAGGCCGCGGAGCUGGGCGGUCUGUGCGGACACGGGACCGCCCACGCGGCGGCCGGCUGGGUCUUCCCGGGUCCGACGCGAAAAUCCAAUCAUGGAGUUAACCGGGGCUCCACAGAGCACGCCCUGAAGGUUCGUUUAUCUCUAUUUAUUUUACCAAAUGAGAAUUGCGGAGUGAAAGUGAGAGCAAACGACAACUGUUCAUGACAAUAAACAAGUGCAGAGGUGGUCUGUCUGCAGCCUUGUAGCUUGUGGGGGGGCGGGGGCGGGGCUGGGGGUGUGGUCGGGGGCGGGACGUUUGUGGGG